GAGGAGGAGGAGGAAGAGCGGAACGAGGCGAGUCCCUGCCAAGCGAGGAAAUGGCUGCAGCAAAAGAGGCGAAGGCGACCACCGGGUCUCUGCUCCAAGGGGGCCUGGCUCCAGAAGUGAAAAUGGAGGUGCAGGACCCAGAAACGGAGCCAGGCGUGAAGAUGGAGCCCGGCGUGAAAAUGGAGGAGCGGGACUCCGCAGGCCCCGCAGCGGGGUUGGGAAGGGAAGGAGGAGCAGCCGCAGCAGCAGCGCUCCUGCUAAGAGGAGCCAAGAGGAGGAGGGAGGAGGAGGAGGAGGAGGAAGCCGGGCCGCGGGUGAAGCAGGAGCCGGAGGAAGGGCCCUCGGGCAGCUGGGACGCCCGGCUGCAAGAGUUCCUGAAGACCCUGCAGGAUCACCGCUCCGGGGAGGAGAGCCCGCCCGUGCCCGCGCAGGGCCCGUGGGGCGACCCUAAAGCCCCGCAAGGCCCCGCGCAGGGAGCGGCGGAGGCCCACAAGUGGCCCGGAGAGGUGUGGGUCCCGCCGACCCAGCCCCACCUGCUCGGGCAGGAGCGCGAGGCCGCCCCGGGGCCCAAGGGGCAAGAAGGCACUUUCGACCGAGGGGCCGCCGGGGUGGAGGCGCAGCGCCGCCGCUUCCGCGCCUACCGCUACGGGGAGGCCGGCAGGCCCUGGGAGCUUUGCAAGCAGCUCCGCGAACUCUGCCGGCAGUGGCUGAUGCCGGAGAGGCACACCAAGGAGCAGAUGCUGGAGCUGGUGACCCUGGAGCAGUUCCUGGCCAUCCUGCCGCUGGAGAUGCAGAGCUGGGUGAGGGCGAACAAGCCCGAGACCUGCGCCCAGGCCGUGACCCUGGCGGAGGGUUUCCUCCUGCAGCAGCGAGAGGCCAAAGGCUGGGGAGAGCAAGUCUCGGGGACAUCAGAAGAGAAGUCCGUAAACCCCCCUAAGGCAACCCAGGCUCUGCCAGAAACAGUGAAGAUGCCGCUUUUGGCAGAAGUCAAGCAGGAAGUUGACGAGAGUAGAAACGUCUCAGCAGGCGACGGGUGGCUGAGCGAAAGCGAGGAAGAGAAGCCCUUCGUGGGGAGUCUGGAGCAACAGAGCACCUCCUUCCAAGCAGCCAGAGAGAAGACGUUCCUCCAUCAGGGAGAAGCGGGUGAGAACCGCCAGCGGGCAGCGAGGCAGAACGGAAAUGAGGAUGAGAAGGGAGCGGAGCCACGUCUUGUGUCAGGAGCUGCUUGCAAAGAGGUCCAGGAAUCCACCAGCCAGGAGGAGGAGCAUGAGGAGAAAUACGACAUAAGUGGGGAGAGCGCCGGCCAAAGCUCACAGCUUGCUACUCACAAGAGCCCCGCCGGACAGGAGCAGCCCUACAAGUGCUGGCACUGCGGCCAGAGUUUCAGCAGCAGCGCGGAUCUUCUGUCGCAUGAGAGGACCCACGUGGGCGAGAAACUGUAUAAAUGCUCCCAGUGUGGCGAACACAAGAGAGUCCACAUAGGGCAGCAGCCGCAUAAAUGCUCCCACUGUGGGAAUAUCCUUGUGAGUAACGCUCAAGAGGGAAUCAAUCCCGGAGGGAAAACGUACGUCUGUUCAGAGUGCGGGAAGGGCUACACUCGGAUCACGGAGUUCAUCAAACACCAGAGAUCGCACAGGGGUGAGAAGCCUUACUCGUGCCCGUCAUGUGGGGAGAAGUUUGGGAGCAGCAGCCACCUUCAGCUACACCAGAGGAUCCACACAGCUGAGAACCCCUACCAGUGUUCGCACUGUGGGAAGUGUUUCAGGUGGAGCUCGCACUUGGCAGUCCACGAGCGCACCCACGAGGCUGAACAUGACGAGACCCCUCCGGCGGAAGAGUCAUUUGUGUGUUUCGCCUGUGGGAAAACGUUUGAAGUCAGUUCAGAAUUGGUUGCUCAUUUGCAAACCCAUGCCUAAAAGCUUUUGGGAAGUUCAGUCUCCAGGAAAAGGCAGUGAGCGUUGUGCUUUUUAGUGUGAUCUUUACCAGUAAAAAGAUGUUAACCUAGAGCGCAUAGCCCAGCCCACGUAUAAUAGCAGCAAAUUGUGAGUUAAUUAACCCAGGAUUGGCCAGGGAUGGUGGAGCACACAAGCCACUUCCAGGUUGCAAAACAAUCUACAGUUGCUGCAUUCGUAGGUUGUCAGGGUGAUGUACAAAUGUGGACACUUUGGGGUGCUUGUGGGUUAAACAACCUAAAGAUAACCUAUGAUUUGUUCUUGGGUUAAGCUUGGUUAAAUUUUUAACUCACAAAUAACUCAAUUUUCCAGGGUUGAUGUCACACUAACAACCUUCAAACAUGCAAUUGUAGAUUGUUUUGCAACUCAGGUGUAGUGGCUAAGGUGUUGGACUGGGAGUUGGGAGAUCCGGGUUCUAGUCCCCACUCGGCCAUGGAAACCCACUGGGUGACUUUGGGCCAGUCAUAGACUCUCAGCCCAACCCACCUUACAGGGUUGUUGUUGUGAGGAUAACAUGGAGAGGAGGAGGAUUAUGUAUAUUACCUUGGGUUCCUUGGAGGAAAAAAGGCAGGAUAUAAAUGUAAUAAAUAAAUAAAUAAAUGUGCUUCAGGCAUCUCUGGCAAACCUUGGGUUAAUUAUCACACAAUUUGCUGCUGUUACAUGUAAACUAGCCGUAUGUGAAAAAGAGUCCAAGUUUAACAGCAUUUCAGAGUGUUUUUUUUUUAAAAAAGAGACGCUCCCUCACUGUUCUGAUAACGGAAGACAUUUCUGGCCUAAUAGUUCAGCUGUCUUCGAGCUUGCAGGAAAACCCAUUCUUAAAGAAGCUAGAAAAAAAACACAUAUGCUAGGGAAAUACAACCAUUUCCAGCAGUGUACUCUGCAACUCGCCCAGCGGAGAGUCUUAUGGCACCUUAAAGCAGGGGUCCCCGUCCUUUUUACGUUGGUGGGCACUUUUGGAAUUUUGAAUGUGUCAUGUCUACUCUCUCAAAAUGGCUGCCAUUUGGAGGUGUCCUUGCUCAUUCAUAAAAUGGCUGCCACAGUGGGCAGGGCUAGUCACAAAACAACUCAUUUCCAAGAAGGCAAACUGGUGAGGCAAAAAGAAAACUAGCCCAAGAAACUAAUACAAGGCAGAAGUGGGGUAUAAGCUUCAAAACAGAAAACUUGAACCCGAAUAAAGACGGCGCUGGAGGACCGCACUUUACUCUGCAGCAUGGCAACCUCGGAGUUUUUUUAAAAUUAUUUUUAAAAAAUAUUAAGAAAAUUAAAUUCAGGAGGGGCAGAGAGCCUGGUGGAGACCCAAGAGGUGACCAUGGGCAAUGGGUGCCACGUUGGAGACCUCCGCCUCAUGUUCAGGGUUUGAAGAAAGAUUUAUAUACCGCUUGAUUCUUGCAGUACACCAGUGAACCCAGACAGGUGAGAAUCUGUCUAGAGAUUCACACUCUGAGAAGUGUUUCAGUCAGAGUUCACACUUCAUCUUCCAUGAGAGAAUCCACACGGCGUGUCCUCCUGUGGGAAAAGCUUCCUUCGAAAACCAGAGGUUGUUGAACAUGAGGGGACCCAUACAACAACGGAGGAGUCGUGGGCAUGACUCACCUGUGGGCUUCUGAACUGGUUGCUCAUAUGUAAACCCACACAGGGAAGCAAUUCAGGAGCCUGGCCAGUGGGAAAACAUUCAGGGACAGUUUGUAAUGCACCAUGCCUCAGAAAAUCCAUACAGGAGAGAAGCAGCAUAAAAGUUCCCACUGUGGAAAAAGCUUUAACCCCAGGGUUGUUGAACCUCUUUCAACCUCAGGGACAAAUUCCAGUUUUGCCAUCUCGGGAACCUAGCGGAGCUGGACUUUGCCCGCAGCCCUCAGGUUCUGCGUCGCUGUUGUGGAAGGAUGACUCCUCGGUGGGCUCGUUCUGAUCCUUGUUUUCGGUUCGACCAAUGAACAAAACAAGAGCUCCCUCUUUUUUUUGAUGUUUUCAAAUUGUAAAUGCAAACACACAAUAACCUUGUCUUUAUUGUUACUUGUCGGCAUUUUGCCAUUUUUCAUUCUUUGUGACUCAGUAAAGUUUGGCUUAAAAUCAAA
This is a messenger RNA of Elgaria multicarinata webbii, 4024 nucleotides long. RefSeq names its product zinc finger protein 232-like. The record is from RefSeq and is a predicted model, not a curated record. The transcript is spliced from 3 exons. NCBI's taxonomy places the organism in Eukaryota, Metazoa, Chordata, Lepidosauria, Squamata, Anguidae. Gene Ontology annotation, biological process: negative regulation of transcription by RNA polymerase II. Gene Ontology annotation, molecular function: DNA-binding transcription repressor activity, RNA polymerase II-specific; RNA polymerase II cis-regulatory region sequence-specific DNA binding. Bases 51 to 1916 code for a protein of 621 amino acids.